This is a messenger RNA of Penicillium canariense, 2517 nucleotides long. Its product is annotated as ubiquitin ligase complex subunit HRD3. The coding region runs from base 1 to 2517 and encodes 838 amino acids. Gene Ontology annotation, cellular component: endoplasmic reticulum membrane. Lineage: Eukaryota; Fungi; Ascomycota; Eurotiomycetes; Eurotiales; Aspergillaceae. Gene Ontology annotation, molecular function: protein binding. The record is from RefSeq and is a predicted model, not a curated record. The transcript is spliced from 4 exons. Gene Ontology annotation, biological process: ERAD pathway.
AUGAGGACGCCCUUGUAUUCCUUUCUGCCGGCCUUGCUGCUUCUACAAACAUGUGCAGCUGGGCCUACCCAAGCUCCUUUGGGCGAAACGUCAUCGACGACGGUUGUUGGGAACAGUGAACAACAAGAGUUUCUGUUUGCAGAGCCAGAGGCCCGGCCAGUCAGUCAGCGAGUUCAAAAUGCUUGGAAGACACUUCGAGCAGUGAAGCCGGCGAUUCUGAACGUCGAUAAGCCGACCGGGCUUCUCGGAUACACACUACACUACGGUCGCGAGGCCUUUCGGAUACUGUUUCUGAACGGACCCGCCACCGACAAAGCUGAAAGAAAGCUCAACCCAACGGUGGCCCUAGCAGUGGAGGAGCUAAAGGCAGCGGCCGAUGAAGAUGCGGACCCGGAUGCUAUGUUCCUCCUCGCGGAGAUGAAUUUCUACGGCAACUUCACACACCCGCGCAACUUCAGCACGGCAUUCCAAUGGUAUAACGACCUAGCCUCGUUGACCGGGAACAGCACCGCCCAGUCCAUGGUCGGGUUCAUGUACGCGACGGGCAUUGGCGACGCAGUCGAACGAAAUCAGGCGAAGGCGUUGAUGUACCACGAAUUUGCCGCAGAGGGAGGAAAUACUCGGUCGGAGAUGACUUUGGCAUAUCGGUACCACACUGGCAUUGGGACACCCAAGAACUGCGAACAUGCGGUCUUUUACUACAAAAGAGUGGCUGAUAAGGCGAUCGAAUAUUAUCGGUCUGGACCUCCUGGCGGCCAUGCCAUGGUUAGGGACUCUUAUCGCUGGGCGGACGAGGAAGGUGGUGUCUACGGGGAAGGAGCUAGCGUGUCAAGCUCUGGGCAUAACGCGCGCGACCCUAGCCACUCCGCCACUGAGGCCAGCGUGGAGGAUGUUCUUGAAUACCUUGACCUCAUGUCUCGCAAGGGCGAACUGAAGGCCACUUUCACAUUGGGGAAGAUGAACUAUGAAGGGGCUCGCGGCCUGCCCCGCAAUUUCAAGCGAGCCAUGAAGUAUUUCAGGGCUGUUACCAAUCGUUACUGGCAAUUGGAUGGUUCUUUCGUCCAGAACCCUCCCGCAGGGCUCGACAAGCUAGCCGCCAAAGCAGCGGGCCAUAUGGGCCUGAUGUACCUGCGCGGGGAGGGUGUGGAACAGCACCUCGGCCGUGCUUUGACGUGGUUCCGACGGGGUGUGAAGAACGGAGAUGCCCUCUGCCAGCACGAGAUGGGACUGAUGUACCUGCAUGGUUAUGGCGUACCCCAGGAUGCGUACAAAGCAUCCUCAUACUUCAAGUCUGCGGCAGAGCAAGACAUUCCGGCCGCUGAGACUCGACUGGGUGCACUAUUCCUAGAUCAAGGGGACGUGGAUACCGCGGCUCGAUACUUCGAGCUUGCCGCCCGUUGGGGAUGGAUGGAAGCAUACUACUACCUCGCAGAGAUGGCCAACUUCGGUGUGGGCAGACAGCCGCACUGCGGCGUUGCUGCAGCGUAUUAUAAGAUGGUUGCUGAGAAGGCGGAAGUGGUUCACUCAGCCUUCACAGAGUCGAACGAGGCAUAUGAAUCUGGCGACAAGGAGCGCGCCCUCAUUCCAGCCAUGAUGGCAGCGGAACAAGGCUACGAACACGCGCAAGCUAAUGUGGCAUACCUUCUGGACGAGCAGCGCUCUUUGUUUUCACUUACCCGCAUCUUGCCAUGGGCCAAGAAGACCCGUGCCAAAUUGCUACGCAACACCGCGUUGGCCCUGAUUUAUUGGACCAGGUCGGCGAGGCAGUCCAAUAUCGACUCUCUGAUCAAGAUGGGCGACUACUACCUGCGAGGAACUGGGGUGCUGGCUGAUGCGGAGAAGGCCUCGACCUGCUAUCACAAUGCUGCUGAAGCCCACCACAGUGCACAGGCGUACUGGAACCUGGGCUGGAUGCAUGAGAAUGGCGUCGCUGUUGCGCAGGAUUUCCACAUGGCCAAGCGAUACUACGACCUUGCUCUGGAGACUAAUCGCGAGGCGUACCUGCCCGUCAAGCUCAGCCUGUUGAAGCUGCGGGCCCGGGGAUAUUGGAACCGCAUCACUAACGGAGAUAUCAAUCCCAUCCGUGACGAAGAUACGAGACCCGCCCGCACCUUCAAAGAAUGGAUCAAAGCUUUCAUCGAGAACGACGAGGCCGAAUACUACCACGAGCUCUACGAAGCCCGAGAGGAAGACGAAGACUUCAUGGGAUCUCGGAGCCUGGAGUCUGAGCACCAUGAUGACGGGUAUUAUGACGAAUUGGAAUUUGACAUUGACGACAGCAUCCUUGAGGGCCUGCUCAUCGUCGGACUGGCCGCGACGCUUCUUGUUCUGGUGUACAUUCGCCAGCAGCAGCAGCGGAAUCGCCAGAAUGCGAACGCCGUGAACCAGGGUGGAAAUGCCAAUGUCAAUGCGAAUGUGAACGCGAACGGCAACGCGAAUAACAACGACCGUGGCUUAUUCCCGCAGCCUGACGACCCGGAAUUCCGGCAGUGGGUGGCCGGUGGAGUGGGCCAUUGA